AGCAGCAUACUACUAAUCCCUCUCCCCUAUUUCAUGUGGAAAAUUCAAGCCCACCAAAUAACAAGAGAGAACAGGAAAAUAGGCCAGCUUGUUCUAAAGCAGGGCGGGGUUGAAAAAGCUAUAGGGAGGGCAUCGAGGCUUUUAUUGCAGAAGCGUAAAACAAAACGAUCAAUUUGACCGGUCUUUCACUCUUUAGUAGCCAUCAGAAUCCAAUCAAUUUUCUUUGAGGCCUUAUGCCCUAUAACAAAAUUGACACUACGCAUUCUUGAGAAUUAGUCUGAUCAAGUGGAGCCGGGGAUCCCUAUUCUGAACUAGAGAUGUCUGAAUGUGGCCUUGUCUGAAUUGGGUACUCUUGUAUUGGUGAGCAGAUAAUAUUUUCGAUUAGACAAAAUGGAAUCUGACGAUGAAGAUGAUACGAGUGUUCCUUUAAGUGAGAGGGAGGAAUGGAAAGACGUACAACCACUUCCACAGGAUGAUGGUCCCAAUCCAGUUGUUCCUAUUGCAUACACCAAAGAGUUCAGGGAAACAAUGGAUUAUUUUCGAGCAGUUUUCCAUGCAGAUGAGAGAAGUCCUCGAGCUCUGUAUCUCACAGCAGAAGUUAUUAAAUUGAAUGCUGCCAACUACACUGUUUGGCAUUUCAGGCGUCUUAUUCUAGAAUCACUUCAAAGUGACCUGCAAGAGGAGCUCAAUUCAAUUGAUGUUUUAUCUCAGGGCAAUCACAAAAACUAUCAAAUAUGGCAUCAUCGUCGAUGGGUUGCUGAAAGAUUGGGAACUGUAGUAACUACCAGGGAACUAAAGUUCACAGAGAAAGUACUUGAUAAUGAUGCUAAAAAUUAUCAUGCUUGGUCACAUCGGCAGUGGGCUCUCCAAGCAUUGGGAGGAUGGGAAGACGAACUUGAAUAUUGUCGGCAGCUCCUAGAAGAUGACAUAUUUAACAAUUCUGCUUGGAAUCAGAGGUAUUUUGUCAUAACAAAGAGUCCCUUUUUGGGAGGUUUGCAAAAUAUGAGAGAUUCUGAAGUAGGCUUCUGUACUGAAGCCAUACUAAAAAAUCCUUAUAAUGAAAGCCCAUGGAGAUAUUUGAGAGGGCUCUACAAGGGAGAUAAUGAGGCGUUUGUAAAAAAUCCCGCUGUUUCUGAUGUCUGUAUUCAUGUUCUACAAGGAAACAGAAAGUGUGUUUUUGCACUGAGUCUCCUCUUAGAUCUUCUAUGUCAUGGAUUUCAACCAGCACCCAAUUUGAUUGAGAUUCUGAGCAUAGAGAGUACUAAUUCAGACCUGAAGUUAACAAACUUGGUUUGUUUAAUGCUGGAGAAAGUUGAUCCUAUGCGUGCACGAUACUGGAUUUGGCGUCGAGACAACCUUCCAAGUCAUGUUUGUUGAAUUGUCACUGUUCAACUUGACUUUUACCUGUUUUAUUUAUUUUUAUUAAAUUUCCAAAUGGGGGGUUUCAAAUGCUUUGCAAUAUAUUACAGUGAUUUUGGUUUCA
Cryptomeria japonica (Japanese cedar) is the source of this 1483-nucleotide messenger RNA. RefSeq names its product protein farnesyltransferase/geranylgeranyltransferase type-1 subunit alpha. Gene Ontology annotation, biological process: protein farnesylation; protein geranylgeranylation. NCBI's taxonomy places the organism in Eukaryota, Viridiplantae, Streptophyta, Pinopsida, Cupressales, Cupressaceae. The record is from RefSeq and is a predicted model, not a curated record. Gene Ontology annotation, cellular component: cytoplasm; CAAX-protein geranylgeranyltransferase complex; protein farnesyltransferase complex. Gene Ontology annotation, molecular function: protein farnesyltransferase activity; CAAX-protein geranylgeranyltransferase activity. The transcript has 7 exons. The coding region runs from base 391 to 1377 and encodes 328 amino acids.